This is a messenger RNA of Apiotrichum porosum, 999 nucleotides long. It is a transcript of the gene SNZ1, whose product is annotated as Pyridoxal 5'-phosphate synthase subunit snz1. NCBI's taxonomy places the organism in Eukaryota, Fungi, Basidiomycota, Tremellomycetes, Trichosporonales, Trichosporonaceae. The record is from RefSeq and is a predicted model, not a curated record. Gene Ontology annotation, biological process: pyridoxal 5'-phosphate biosynthetic process; amino acid metabolic process; pyridoxine biosynthetic process. Bases 1 to 999 code for a protein of 332 amino acids. Gene Ontology annotation, molecular function: amine-lyase activity. The transcript is spliced from 8 exons.
AUGUCCGCCUCCGAGCCCACUAUCGUCCACUCCACCGGCGCCGCCGCCCCCGCCGCCCCGGCCAACGGCGCGACCACCCCGUCCUUCCCGGGCCGUUCGGGUGCCAGCACCGCUGGUGGUACUUUUGGCGUCAAGACUGGUCUUGCCCAGAUGCUCAAGGGCGGUGUCAUCAUGGACGUCAUGAACGUCGAGCAGGCCAAGAUUGCCGAGGAGGCCGGUGCCGUCGCCGUCAUGGCCCUUGAGCGCAUCCCCGCCAACAUCCGUCGUGACGGUGGAGUCGCCCGUAUGUCCGACCCCGCCAUGAUCAAGGAGAUCAUCAACGCCGUCUCCAUCCCCGUCAUGGCCAAGUGCCGUAUCGGCCACACCGUCGAGGCCCAGAUCCUCCAGGCUGUCGGCGUCGACUACAUUGACGAGUCCGAGGUCCUCACCAUGGCCGACGACCAGCACCACAUCGGCAAGCACGCCUUCAAGGUUCCCUUCGUCUGUGGCUGCAAGAACCUCGGCGAGGCCCUCAGGCGUAUCUCGGAGGGUGCUGCUAUGAUCCGCACCAAGGGCGAGGCUGGUACCGGCGACGUCGUCGAGGCCGUUAAGCACCAGCGUGCCGUCCGCAACGACAUUCGUCGUGCCGCUGCCAUGUCCGACGAGGAGCUUUAUGUCCUUGCCAAGGAGCUCCAGGCACCUUACCACCUCCUUAAGGAGACUGCUCGCCUGAAGCGCCUGCCUGUUGUCGCUUUCGCUGCUGGUGGUGUCGCAACCCCCGCCGACGCUGCGCUCAUGAUGCAGCUCGGCUGUGACGGUGUCUUUGUCGGCUCGGGCAUCUUCCUUUCUGGUGACCCCGCCAAGCGUGCCCGCGCCAUCGUCCAGGCCGUCACCCACUACAACAACCCUCAGAUGCUCGCCGAGAUCAGCGAGAACCUUGGCCCCGCCAUGGUCGGCAUCAGCGUCAAGGACGAGGUCAAGACCGGCCACCAGACCGCGUACGCCGACCGCGGCAACUAA